Pocillopora verrucosa is the source of this 1352-nucleotide messenger RNA. RefSeq names its product ras-related protein Rab-13. Lineage: Eukaryota; Metazoa; Cnidaria; Anthozoa; Scleractinia; Pocilloporidae. Gene Ontology annotation, molecular function: GTP binding; GTPase activity. The record is from RefSeq and is a predicted model, not a curated record.
UCAUCUGACAGGUGGACGAAAUUAGUUUGGACAAAACAUCGAAACCGCUUCAUUCUUUCAUGUCUGAAAUUUAUGUAAAGUGCUCGUUCCGUGACGAACAUACUGACUCGGAUUAACCCAACCCUCCGCGGAUUGAAAGAUAACGAAGGCCAGCAAUUUAAUAUGGCGUUGAGUUAUCACUUGUUGUUUAAAAUCCUCCUCGUUGGCGAUCCCGACGUCGGCAAAUGUGCCAUCUUUCAUCCACCUGCAGGCGAUGCCUCAGGUUUGUCGGCUAUGGGAGUGAAUUUUCUCAAAAGACAGUUAGAAAUCGAUGGGAAGCGAGUAAAAUUACAGAUAUGGAAUAUUGCAGGACAGGAAAGUACCCAGGCCAUCACCCCCAGCUACUAUCACGGUACCCAAGGUUUCAUCGUUGCUUUUGACGUCACCGAUAAGAGUUCCUAUGACAACAUCCUGGAGUGGCUUCUUAUCAUUGAAGAACACGCCAGCGAACGAGGCUCUCAAAAGAUGUUGGUCGCUAAUAAGUGCCAUUGUCAGGAGAGAAACCGCGUCAUUACAGAAAAAGAAGGCGAGGCUUUCGCCAGAGAGUUUGGUAUGAGAUAUGUGGAAAUCAACGAUCUGCAAAGCUCAGAGAUUGACGAAGCUCUAAAGCAGUUAAUUCAAGACAUCUUGAACAACAACGGCGCUCAAGAAAAAGUUGAGGAUGGUCGCAAAACGAACAUUUGUGAGUUAGACACUGGAUAUAACAGCACCAGAACUGGAGGAGAGAAAGAAUCACUUUUAGGGAAGAGAUUCUAAUCUCUUUCUUCCAAUAAGUCUUCCGAAAACUUGUUGGUAUAAAAGAAGCCUUCCGAAAAUAGGAGAUUUAAAAAAAAAAUAUGGAAGUAUUUAGCCUUUAGGAAUCUUCGACAGUUUUUCCAUCAGAUUUUGCGAGCAACGUUUUGUAGAAAACGAGAUUUUAAUACCUUAUUUUCCGAGAAGAUAUGUUUGCUAAUUAGGACUUUGUACAUCUUUUAACCUCCCAUCCCCUUCAGACAUAAGCUUGGCAGUCAAGUACGAGAGAGUUGAAGCCGCGCGCAGGAACGUGUGAACGUGUAGACGCGCAAGGAAGGUGUCUCCUCGCUUGCCUUAUUCAAUUAGCCAAUUCGUCAGAGCAUGAGGAUAGAAUGAGAAUGUUUACGAUUUUUGAAGUUUUAGUUGAAUUAAUAUAUAUAUGAAAUAACGUCGACGAGGGGAAUAUAGGCAUUCCCACUAGCUACCAAGGUUGGAAUCUUAGAAAACAACCGGUUUUUGUAGCCAACGUUCAUCUUGGACAUGUUUGCUGUACCAUGUUCCUUGUUGUAAAUAAAGUAAAC